AUGGCAGCCGAGGGCCCCCAACUGACCCCGGUCGGGGAGAAGUCCCUACCAGCAAAAUGCAAGGCGCAGGCCGUGGCGUACUGUCCCACGAUGGACCUAAUAGCGCUGGUGACCGAGGACGAGGAACUGCGCGUAUUCCGACUUAAUGGACAGCGAGUAUUCGGGGGUUCUUUUGGUGGAGAUCCGUACCUAGGCGAGGAUGAAGAGGAUGGCGAGAUUAGAGGGAUGGCGUGGAAGGGAAAUGGUCGCCUCCUCGCUGUCGCGUGUGGAGAUGGCUCGCUCCGCAUCAUCAGUUCGUAUACUGGGAAGACGGUGCACCACUACCAGACCUAUCAGCAGAAAGAGGAGCAGUCUGAUCCCACUGAAAACUCGAUACCCAAGACAACAUGCGUUGGGUGGGGUGUCAAUUUUACAGAUAGCAAAGCCGCACAGCGGCAACUGGAUGAAUCCGCGGGCCAGGUCUCCGUUGACGAUCUUUUAGCACCAGGAGUAUAUCCUUCCAAGGCAACUGCGAUGCUCAAAGCGGAUUUACCGAGGGAACUUGCCUUGCUGGACAUUGAGAGUUCGUUACCGAAACUGAGUACCCUGCCUGCAACCGGAGGCGACGACGAUGUCUUUAGUUCGCGGGCGUCUCUGGACGCCAUAUUCCAUUCUUCGAAGGAUACUAAUGACUCGGUUGAUGUGCUCUCUGUCGGUUUCGACGAUGGAACCGUCCACCUGCGCAUAUUUGAUUGCUUUGAGAUUGGUUCUUUCCCUGUGGGAAGCUCCCCCGGUAUCUCCGACUCGUGCCGUAUCCUGCGGCAUUCUUCGCACCCCUUGAGCUCUACGCAUGCCCUGCUGGUAUCGCCGGCUAAGGGAGAUACUCGUGGUCCGCUUGAACUUGUUACCAUGGAUCUUCGCUUUAUCACGAAGUCUGGGAGAUAUCUGUCUCUUCUUGCGUCAAAGACUACUCAGCUUCAGAAUUUGCUGCGAUAUAUCGGUCAGGUGCAACGGCAGAUUGAGCUUGAGUGGAAGAAUGCGCAGGAGCUUCCUGCGCGGUUCUUGCGCAGUGUUAAUGAGGACUUGAGGGAGAAGUGCCAGUGUGAUUUUAUCACCGCUGUCUACCACUUGGUGGUUACCGGUCAUUGCUUUGAGCCGAUGAAAGAGUUCCUCACGGAUAUUGUUGGGGAAAGAGGCCACAAAAGAUGGGAUAAGGCCGUCUCAGGCGGCUACGAGAGUAUUCGACGACUGACACACGAAUGUCUGCUUCCAGCGUUGGAACGCAGUCAAGUCCUUCUCAGUCGAUUGGUUGGAUUAUCUAAAUUCCACAAGCUAAGCGAUGUCCUUGGGCUGGACACAACGAAGCUCAAUACUAUCGUGGAGACACUCGAUUGUCUCCAUCUUCUGGCACACCAUGUCCUCACUCAUGCCAACGAGGAACUGGGUCAAUUCGCCGCUUUCUCCAGAUGGCUUCGUCAAGAGAUUCAUGUUCUCAACAGCGAUCCCUUGUCGCAAACACUAGAAGAGAUGCAGGAGAAACGAGACUUGUUCGAUGUCCCUCCUACUGUGAAGUACAUCAAAGGCGCAUUGACCAAAAGUGCGCUGCGGAACUUCAUCCGCCAACUUCCUAUGAUUGGAGUUGUUCAGCCUCCUGCCCCUCCCACUGAUAAAUGGCUUCCAGAUGGCCAUGACCGCUCGUUCUUCGACACCUAUAAGUCCCUUCUUCAACAGCAACGCGAGUCUCGGGACAAGGGCAGUGAUGGUACAUCUGUCGAGACGCCUAAGCUCAAUGACUUGACGAAGCGUCUAGGUGUCCAGUUUGAGAAAGUCUUUGGGGAUAUUGCCUUGACUCAACGCAGGGGAAUCCUCCAUCGCUCGCCUUUGACGCUACACUCUGAUUGCGACCAGGAAGUUAUCGAUCUUACUUUCUGCUACGAAGAUGUCGUAGAAGGCCAGCCUUGCUCGAUAUACGUCGCUACCCGAUCAGUCACAUCAAAUCAUCAAGUCUACCUCUACCGCGUCGUCCUCAACUCCGUCGGCGGUGUCAGCUCAACAAGGAGCACGUCUCUUGCAACCCUCGACUUGCAAGAUGGUGAAGUCCGCCAACUCCAAUUCGUCAACGACGAUACACUUAUGGUCCUCUGGCGCGACAGCAAGGGUUCCUCCUAUCUCCUCAACUUCCCCUUCCAGCCCGCUUCAACACAAUCACAAAGCGAUACAACCGACUCAUCACCUCUUGUACUGGACUACAUUGAGUGUGACAGCACGUCAUCCGCUCCCAAGCCUACUACAUCAGCUACGACACUAGAUCUCUCGGCUGAAUCCCCUCAUGCGAGUGUCCUCAUACAUCGCUUUGCUCUACAUGGCCCUAAGGCGCGGCCUGUGCAUGUUGACGUCAAUGGUCGGAAGGGACGGCGCGCUAUUUGUGUGUUGUAUGGGGAUGCUAUGCGGUAUGAGGUUUUGGAUUUGGAUGCUGCCAUGGAAGAGGACGAGGACGAGGAAGAUGACGAGGAUUACCAAGAAGGGGAAGAGGAGGAAGAAGAUGAUGAUGAAGAGGAAGAUUCCAAUAGUGACGAAGAGAAUGAUGAGAAUUAA
Penicillium coprophilum is the source of this 2574-nucleotide messenger RNA. RefSeq lists its product as uncharacterized. Gene Ontology annotation, cellular component: nuclear periphery; anaphase-promoting complex. Gene Ontology annotation, molecular function: protein binding. Gene Ontology annotation, biological process: anaphase-promoting complex-dependent catabolic process; protein K11-linked ubiquitination; positive regulation of mitotic metaphase/anaphase transition. Bases 1 to 2574 code for a protein of 857 amino acids. The record is from RefSeq and is a predicted model, not a curated record. Lineage: Eukaryota; Fungi; Ascomycota; Eurotiomycetes; Eurotiales; Aspergillaceae. The transcript has 6 exons.